GAGCUUCCUGUUUAGAACAGUUCAGGAAGAAGAAGUAAUGGCGACGUCGGUGGGUGCCGAGUCCUCUCGGACUGGGUUAUCCCGAAAAAGCCGAAGUAGGAAUAUCCUGUCCAGGAUUAGACAUGGUCAAAUUACUGGUUGUGGACUGAGCCGGGGCACACAGUUACCCGAGGCUCUGCUCAAAGAGAGGGACAAGCGCGCCAGAUGGCAAGGGAUCCCCAUACUGCUGCAGAGGCUGUAUGAAAGCAGCCACCCCAAUAGCGAUCUCUCUCAGACCCAUGGAGUGGUGAAGGAAAUGUCAUCCUUGCUUUCCAUGGAAGCCAUGUCGUUUGUGACAGAGGACAGGAAGACGGCUCAGGAGUCGACCUUUCCCAACACGUACACGUUUGAUCUCUUUGGAGGUGUCGAUUUACUGGUGGAAAUCUUAAUGAGACCCACGCUCACAACGCAGAAGAACAGCUCCAAAAUGAGUGACGAUCUGGUCAAAGACUGUUUGAGUGUUCUGUACAACUGCUGUAUAUGUACGGAAGGGGUCACGAAAAGCCUUGCAUCUAGGAACGACUUCGUUUUGUUUCUGUUCACCCUAAUGACAAAUAAGAAGACCUUUCUGCAGACGGCCACGCUAAUCGAAGACAUCCUAGGGGUCAAAAAGGAGAUGAUUCAGCUGGAGGACAUCCCCAACCUGCCCACUCUGGUCCAGAGCUUCGACCAGCAGCAGCUCGCCAACUUCUGCCGCAUCCUGUCCGUCACCAUCUCCGAGCCCGAUGUGGGCAACGACGACAAGCACACCCUCCUGGCAAAGAACGCCCAGCAGAAGAAGAACGCCAGCCCCUCCCGCGCGGAAGUCAACCAAGUGACUCUCCUCAACAUACCCGGGUUUAUUGAGAGACUGUGCAAGCUGGCCACUCGGAAGGUGUCUGAAGCCACGGGCACCUCCAACUUCCUGCAGGAGCUGGAGGACUGGUACACCUGGCUGGACAAUGCUCUGGUGCUGGACGCGCUCAUGCAGAUGGCCACGGAGGAGGCGGAGCACAGCAGCACAGAAUCCUCUGACGAGAGCAGCCUGGCCACGAGCCCACUGAGACACCGGCUCCCGCAGUCCAUGAAGAUUGUGCACGAGAUCAUGUACAAGGUGGAGGUGCUGUACGUCCUCUGCGUGCUGCUCAUGGGUCGCCAAAGAAACCAGGUGCACAAAAUGUUGGCCGAGUUCCGGCUGAUCCCAGGACUCAACAACCUCUUCGACAAGCUCAUCUGGAGGAAGCAGACGUCCAACCAUGUGCUGCACGGGCAGAACCAGAACUGCGACUGCAGCCCGGAAAUUUCCUUCAAAAUCCAGUUCUUGAGGCUGCUUCAGAGCUUCAGUGACCACCACGAGAACAAAUACCUGCUUCUGAACAGCCAGGAGCUGAAUGAGCUGAGCGGCAUCUCUCUGAAAGCCAACAUCCCGGAGGUGGAAGCUCUGGUCAAUACUGACAGGAGUCUGGUUUGUGACGGUAAGAAGGGUCUCCUGACUCGGUUGCUCGCGGUGAUGAAGCGGGAACCAGCGGACUCCUCCUUCAGGUUCUGGCAGGCCAGGGCAGUGGAGAGCUUCCUCAGAGGGGCCACCUCCUACGCCGACCAGAUGUUCCUCCUGAAGAGGGGCCUGCUGGAGCAUAUCCUGUUCUGCAUCAUUGACAGCGGCUGCAAGUCCAGGGACGUGCUCCAGAGCUACUUCGACCUCCUGGGGGAGCUCAUGAAGUUCAACAGUGAUGCCUUCCGCAGGUUCAACAAAUACGUCAACACAGACGAAAAGUUUCAGAUCUUCUUGAAUCAGAUCAACAGCUCCUUGGUGGACUCCAACAUGCUGGUGCGAUGCAUCGUCUUGUCCCUGGACCGAUUCGAGAACCAAACGGAAGAUGUGAAAGUGGUGGAAGUGCUGUCGGAGUGCUGUCUGCUGUCGUACAUGUCGCGUGUGGAGAACAGGCUCUCCUUCCUCUUCCGGCUUGUCAACAUCAUUAAUGUGCAAACGCUCACACAGGAGAACGUGAGCUGCCUGAACACCAGCCUGGUGGUUCUGAUGCUGGCGCGAAGGAAAGACAAGCUGCCAUUCUACCUGAAAGCCCUGAGGGAGAAGGAGUACUCGGAGAAGUACCCGGGCUGCCUGCUCAACAACUUCCACAACCUGCUGCGCUUCUGGCAGCGCCAUUACCUCAACAAGGACAAGGACAGCACCUGUCUGGAGAACAGCUCCUGCAUCCCCUUCAGCUACUGGAAGGAGACAGUGUCCGUCCUGCUGAGCCCGGACCGGACUUCGCUGUGUGCCAUAGCAAGCUACAUCGACGAGGCGUACAUGGACCUGGACAGAGACGCGCUGGAGGUUUAACCGCGGCACUCGGACGGAGGGAGGCGAGGGGUGAGGAGGGGUGCCGACACCGACAGUCUACACCGCAGAGGGCGUGUCCUAAGGGACGCUCGUUCAGGGAUCCGUACUGUACAGUGCUGUGUGUGUGUGUGACUCUGGACCAGCCGAAUGUUGUCAGAUCAUUGCGGGUGUGCGGGGAAACUCCAGCAGUCAUUAACUGAAGGGUCUGUUUAUUUUAUUUUAUUUCUCCCCCUCCCCCCUCUCUGACUGCGGGGGACACCACACAAGUGCAGGAAAGAAAACCUGGUGUAAACCCCCCAUCCUCCCUUAAGACAAAAUCUUUCAGGGAUAAGCAAUAGUUCCACAUAUUUUUGAGAUUAAGUCAAAUAAUACAUAUAUGAAAUAUAUAUAGCUAACCUGUAUGUUUUUGAGAGACAUUGCAUUUAGUCUUUUAAGAACCAGAUAUUUUGCUUUGAUACACACUUUAAAUGGAGACAUCAGUUAAGAUGGGAUAUGACUGCAGUUUUUAAAGGUGUGGGUUGCUAUCAAACCUGAAAUCACUCAAGUUUGCCAUUACCUAGAUCACAUGCAUCCUGCUCAUGCUUGAUCUGAAUGCUGUUACACAUCUUGCAGCCUUUACUGUUAGCAUUAGUGUCCAUUAUAUACAGACAGAGUAGGGGGUGGGGUUUUGGGGGUGUGCUGGUCUAAGGAAGAGCUCUGUUUGCUUGGCGAAAAGGUCACCAUCUGCUGAGCUGUCCCUUUUAAGGAGCAUUUAGACAUGUCUGAUCACAUGAACAGUGUUGAUGGGGAUGCUGGUUUCCACUGGCAUUCCUCCCCACAUCCAGCCCUUCAUCCUUCCUCAGUACUAGGAGACCUACACCCUGAAUCUGCUAGGACAUCGGGGGGAGACACUUUUCUUCUCACAUUUUUAUUUUUUUGUUCUGUGAUACUGUAUGUUGGCUCUCAGUUCUUAAUUAUUUUAAAAAUACACAGCAUGGCAUUUGCAAAUAUAGGUCUUACAUUAUUGUUAAUGAUCACUGUUUUUAAUGCUGAGAAAAGAGGCCUCUGUAAAGUCCAAGGCAGUGUGAGAAAGUAGAAAAUAAACUAUGCAGGUCGUGGCAUUUAUCUCAUUUGUAUUUGUACUCCUAACCUUUCCAGUGCUCUGCAACUGGGAGUGAUUUGUCAGUUGUGACUGUUUUCCAGCUGUCCACUUAUCUCCCUUCUACCAUGAUCUUUCCCCUCCUCACAGCAGUACCUCAUACCUCUUCUAUCUGAUUGGAUGGAGCAGGGAGGAGGAGUCUCACUGCAGGGCCUGUUGCUUUGCCUGCUUUUGCCAGAAUGUGUAGACGUUGCCAGGGAAACGGAUGUCCAAUUGAGCAGUCUGCUCCCGAAGCACGUCUUUGAUCUAUAUCACUCAGUUGUGCUGGAGUUCCCUAGAUGGCCUGAGUAAUCCUUUGGAGAGAUUCAACGACAAAAACUAUGGUUUGAGCUACCUCAUUUUUUCAACCCAGCACCAUCCACCUUGUACUGCCAUUCUCAUACAUAGGGUUGCAAUAAAUCAAGCUUUUCAACCAUGAUCAAAUAAUGUUGUCAAAUCCCUUUUUACACACCUGGGGCUGGUUGUACCAACUGGACGUGCACAUGUGGCUGAAAGUUGCAUCUGACCUGGAACAGAGUCACAGUUCUGGCUUAAUUUAUACAUCAGUUAGACCAGUUGGACAUGCUUUUUGUUACACCUGGACACAAACUUAAUAUUCAUCAAUAGAAGCCCAAUGCCAUGUGGCAAUAUUAGUGGCCAGGGUAGGUGAAAUAGAAAAUCACCAAAUUGCAGGUCUUGGUGCAUUAGUAAAAAUCGGCAGGGUUUUUUUUUUUUUUUGUCUUUUUUUUUUUGUCUUUUUUUUUUUUGACUGAGGUGUGUAAACUAUUAACACUAUUGGAUCAUGUGCAUGUAUCUGUCCACAGCCUACAUCAUCUGUAAGUGAUUUCUAAAAUGUCCAAGCUUCCAGGCAGGAUUGUCCGUGACAUGCUGUAUGCAGUUGCCUUCUUGAUAGUAAGAGGGGUGGAUAAAUGCAAACAGGCACGUUAUUUUCCUUUUGAAGAGGUAAAUGCCAGUCAAGUGGUAUUUACUAUGUCUUGGCUUAUGAAAAGUAUUGGCUUGAUGACAGCAUAAGCUUUCUGGCAUCAAAACUUCUGGCCUUUCUCUGCCGAGCAGCUUUCACAUCAACUUUUUCGUGUGACCAGUGGCAGAUUUAUCAUCAUGAAUUACCUGUGGGGCAAAAUUUCUAAUGAAACCGACAAACAUUUACUUCAGUAACUAUUUUGUUCUGGUUAGCCAUAAUUCUGAUACAAUAUUGUACUGUAUAUGCUCUUUUAAAAACUUCUCAUUUGAAAAAUAUCCUGAAAGAACAAUGCCAGCGCCUGUUGGAUGACUUUUUGCCAAAUAUGUUUUCAGUAAAUCCACUGUUGCUAUAUGUUCUGUUUUUGCUCAUUUAUGAAAUGUUAAUUUGCUAUGUAGCUGGUUAAGGCACAGGGCACAGUUUACGUAGUUCACUUAGACAUUCUAGGGUUACUUGGUUUGUGUCAGUUUCGUUGUGUGUUUAUGCACAUGAAUAUGUAUUACUUAUGCUAGAUAUACAAUGUUUACGCUGGACUUUAGUGUCUCAACAUACUGUUAGCAACAGGUUUUAAAAUGAGAUCAGUCGGACAUACCAUUUCUUAACUUGGCACUUAAGACCAACCUUUUUUAUUUUAAUUUUUUAUUUUUAUUCAAUGCCCAGUUAGUGCAACCAGCCCUAGGAGCCCCAAACGUAUGUUUCAAAUCCAUAAAAAUCACCCUGCACAUUGAAAAGUGGAAAUGUAUUUUCUCUCAAGUCUAUUAAUAUUUCCCAGACCUCAAGGGGUCUUAAGUGAACUGAAAUGUUGUCUUAUUGCUGCUGCUUGUUUUCUUUUUUCCCAGUCUUUUCACUAUGCAUGCAACAGUCUGGUUUGUGAAGGUGAUGUGACUUCUUUGCGGAGUUUGUUGGAGUUUACAGUUGGGGAAGCUGGGCUUGUUUGGCCACACAGGAGUCUGUGUGUCCAAGUGAUCUCUGCAAACCAGGCCAGCAGUAUCUUCGUCACAACGAGCACCAAACAUCACCAUGAAUGUUGCAUUCUGUUUCCCUUGGGCUCCAAGCGCGAUCUGUUUAAAGACUAUUUUGUGACAAAGGUGGUUUAAAAGGGCAUCUAUGAUUAUUCUCUGGGAGGGGCAAUCUGACCCAGAGCCUGUUUGGUUGAAGUGUACCAAGCCUUUAUUAUUCAUUGUUGUAAAGGCCAUUUAUUUGGUGGAAGCACGGUACACUUUCCUUGGAUUUCUCUUCUAGAAAUCAAUUAUUGUUCUGGUCAGCUUUCAAAAAAACAAUUCUUAGCAAUCUAUAUAUGUAAAAUAAUAAUAGGAUGCACUCAUUACAAUGAAGAUAAAUGCCUAAGGUGCGUUCUGCUUUUAAACAGAUCUCCUGAUUUGGGAAUUAACUUUUAAAUUAAUUUUUUUUUCUUUCUCCUUGUUGUUUGAAUGCUUAGUCAGUUUAUACACUACAUAUUUUAAAAUAUGUGGUACUAGGCUAACUUUCAGACUUGCUUAGUGAGUCUUAUUUAGGUAUGCAGAAUAACAUGUUCCUAUAGCCAUCACCCAAAGUCUUACCAGACUAUUCAAAAAUAUUUUAAUGAUUUUAUUCCUUGGAUUUGGAAACAUUUUGAGUUGUAUUAUGCAGUGAUCACCUGACAACAAAAGUAUCAAUUUGGAUGUUAUUUUUGCAUCUGUCUUGUCUAGGCUUAAAAGUUAACAAAUUUUUAAUAUAUUCAGCUUCAAACUAGCAAGCUUUUAACCAUUGCUACAAAUUGUACUAUAUUGACCCACACUGUCAUUUGUAGUAUACCUAUCGAAUGGUAUAUUUUAGUCCAGAUAGUUCAACAGUGAAUUGUCAAUGCAGUUGUUUAUGCUCAAAUCAUAUUGUUCAUAUUGUACAUUGGCAAUGAUCUAAAUAUUGAAUCAGAUGAGUCUCUAUCCUUGUACCCAUUUUAAAUCUUAUAUCUGAACAUAGCUAUUAUUAGCAAUCACCCUGAAACCCGGGCAAUGCUGGUGCUAAACGCUUUGCAUUUGAUUGUAACUGACUUUUCCCUCUCAAUAGGUACUUGACAAUAGAUGGAUGGAGAUUCGGUAUCUCUUUUGUGGGUUAUAAUUAGCAGAUAAUUAUGGCAGAAAAAAAAAUGCCACAUUGGGUGGUUUUUUUUCAAUUUCCUUUGUACAGCUAUGUCCGAUUGUGCAUUGAUUAUGAUUUAGUGAUUUUAAUUGAGUUUGUGAAUAUGGCACAAACUAGAAUAUAGCUACUGCACCUGAAAAGUGUCUUAUAUAUGCAGUAAUCACCAGCCAGUAGUUUUCCCAAGCACCAGUGUGUUUCUGGUGAGCAGCACACACUCGUCUGUGUAUACCAAACUCAGAAUACCACUCUUAAUCACCCACGCCCUGCUAGUGAACUGUUUUAAUGCACAUCCACAAUUUUUGUUGUUAUUUUCCCCCUCUGUAUUUGGGUUUGGAUUUAAUUUACUAUUUAACUGUUAUUGUUUGUAAAUUGAAAAAAUAAAUGGUCACAACUUUAA
Anguilla anguilla (European eel) is the source of this 6973-nucleotide messenger RNA. RefSeq names its product short transient receptor potential channel 4-associated protein-like. The record is from RefSeq and is a predicted model, not a curated record. Lineage: Eukaryota; Metazoa; Chordata; Actinopteri; Anguilliformes; Anguillidae. The coding region runs from base 38 to 2362 and encodes 774 amino acids. The transcript has 19 exons. Gene Ontology annotation, molecular function: phosphatase binding. Gene Ontology annotation, biological process: ubiquitin-dependent protein catabolic process. Gene Ontology annotation, cellular component: Cul4A-RING E3 ubiquitin ligase complex.